CAGCCAAACGCCGCCCCAAAAGUCAGUAGAAACAGUCAAGAGCAAGGCAAUAGUUGAGAAACUAAAAUUCAUUUAUAAUUUUUAAUAUUUAUCGUGCAAAGAGAGAAGAAAAAUUCAUACGAUUGAAAUGGAUUACAAGCCUGUGCCCACUGUUGUGCCCGUCGCACCGUUUGAUGCAGCCACCGAUAGCCAGACGUUGCGUUCCGCCAUGAAGGGAUUUGGAACGGAUGAGCAGGAAAUCAUUAAUGUAAUCACCUCACGUAGCAAUGCCCAGAGACAAUUGAUUGCAGCCGUCUAUGCCACCGAAUUCGAAAGAGAUCUCACUGAUGAUCUGAAAAGUGAAUUGGGUGGCAAAUUCGAGGAUGUCAUUGUGGCCCUGAUGAUGCCACCAGUUGAGUAUCUGUGCAAGCAGCUGCACUCAGCCAUGGCUGGCAUUGGCACUGAGGAGGCAACACUGGUGGAAAUUCUCUGCACCAAGAGCAACGAGGAGAUGCAACAAAUUGUGGUGGCCUAUGAGGAGAAAUACGGACGUCCAUUGGCCGAGCAAAUGUGCAGCGAAACUUCUGGUUUCUUUCGCCGUCUGCUGACUCUCAUUGUGACUGGUGUCAGGGACUCGCUGGAUACGCCAGUUAAUGCUGAUGAAGCAAAGGAUCAAGCUGCCCAACUGUAUGCCGCUGGUGAGGCCAAACUGGGCACCGAUGAAGAGGUAUUCAAUCGUAUUAUGGCCCAUGCAAGUUUCCGUCAAUUGAAACUGAUCUUUGAUGAGUACAAAGAGCUCUCCGGCCAGACUAUCGAGCAGGCCAUUAAGCAUGAAAUGGCCGAUGAAUUGCAUGAGGCCAUGAUGGCCAUAGUGGAGUGCGUACAAUCGCCGGCUGCCUUCUUUGCCAAUCGUUUGUACAAGGCCAUGGAUGGUGCUGGAACCGAUGACUCUACCCUAAUUAGGAUUAUUGUUUGUCGUUCGGAAAUUGAUUUGGAGACCAUUAAACAAGAAUUUGAACGCAUCUAUAAUCGUACACUUUACAGUGCUGUGGUGGAUUCGGAGACAUCGGGCGAUUAUAAAAGCGCUUUGACAGCACUUUUAGGUGGAGCCUAAAAUGAAUCUGAAUGUUAAGAUCGUUAAAUAAUAUAUGUACAACUAAUUAUUGUAUUCUAAUUGCUAAUACAUUAACAAAGUAUUCCAUAGAUUGGAUGCCUUUUAGAGAA
Molecule: messenger RNA, 1203 nt
Organism: Drosophila willistoni
Lineage: Eukaryota; Metazoa; Arthropoda; Insecta; Diptera; Drosophilidae
Gene: AnxB10
Product: annexin B10
Exons: 5
Coding region: 128-1093 (321 amino acids)
Cellular component (GO): cytoplasm
Molecular function (GO): calcium-dependent phospholipid binding; calcium ion binding
Source: RefSeq, a predicted model, not a curated record